Molecule: messenger RNA, 1204 nt
Organism: Cicer arietinum (chickpea)
Lineage: Eukaryota; Viridiplantae; Streptophyta; Magnoliopsida; Fabales; Fabaceae
Source: RefSeq, a predicted model, not a curated record
CAAAUAAACCAGAUUACGUAUAUUGGGCUGAACUGAAACAGAAGGAUCCAAUUAUCUUAUUUGUAUAUAGAGAAUACGUAUUUUUGUAUUAUACGUUUGGUUUCCCGAAAACAAAUAGUUUUCGAUGCAUUUAGUCUGUUUUGAUUUUGACUCUCUUCAAUAAAAAUUGAAGUGAACUGAGUCACAUUAAUUUCUCCCAUCAAUAUGAAUCCUUGUUGUUCUUCUAAUUCUACUUUAAUCCUUUUAGAUUCACGCCCUUCUUUCAAUUUCAAUAAACAUUCUCUUCUUAAUUCUCCUUCCGCUUUCCGAAUUCAACAUAAACCCAAUUUCAAUUUCAAUAAUAAUGCAAAAAUUUGCUGCAGAGCGGUGUUUUCCGAUGACGCCCCUUUCGCCGCCGCAAUCGGCGCUUGCAUGCUGACUUCUUUGGUUUUUCCGGUACCUGUUGCCACUGAAGAGGAGGAGGAAUCUGCUGUGACAUCAACGGAUGCAAGGUUGGCAGUUAUGGGGAUAAUUAGUUUCAUCCCUUAUUUUAAUUGGCUCAGUUGGGUUUUUGCGUGGCUUGAUACUGGCAAUCGACGUUAUGCUGUCUACUCACUUGUUUAUUUGGCUCCUUAUCUCAGGUCAAAUUUAUCACUAUCGCCCGAGGAAAGCUGGCUGCCUAUUGCUAGCAUUCUCUUCUGCAUUGUUCACAUUCAGCUGGAAGCAAGCAUCAGAAAUGGAGAUAUUCAGGGGUUUCAACUAUUUAGGAAUGUUAUGAAUAAGCAAACACCAAGCACGGCGAAGAAAGGCCGUUUGAAUCGGCAUCAAGAAAUGUCUGAGGGAAUCAAGAAUGAAAAAAUUAACUUACCAUCUGCCAAAGAACAAUCAAGAGACAUUGGGGGUUGGGAAGAUUCUCAAAGGCCUUUAGAAUACGAGAAACGCUUGAAUGAUGACAUAGAUGGUGAUGACAAAGAGAGGAGCAAGCACUAAACUAGGAGAUAGGUGCAUUUUCAGAUCAUCAACUGAACUUGAAGUUUCACACAAGUUUUUAUGCCUGAUGUUGGUACUGUAAAGUUGUCUGAUUAGUUUUGUGGGGUUUUAAUAAACCAUAGCUCAUUAUCUGAAUGUUGUUUUAUUUUGAUCAUAGAUUUUGUUUUCAACUCAUAUUUAUUUACCAGACUAUCAAAAAAGAAAAUCAUACUUAUUUACUAAUUACUAGACUCUA